AUGAACUUCAGGUGUUCUGGAAGCUCCAGCCCAGGAGACCCACAGCGCUCUCUGCUGGAGACAGAUGGUGGAUCUCCGGAUCCCAACAGCGUAGAACCAAAUCCAAACGAUAUCAGAAUUGUUCUGAUAGGGAAGACUGGCAAUGGGAAAAGCUCAUCAGGAAACACCAUUUUAGGAAGAAAAGAGUUUGAUGCCAAAUCAAGUCAAAACUCAGUUACAAAGCAAUGCCUGAAGGAAAAGACUGAAGUAGACGGCCGCUCAGUUUUUGUUGUCGACACACCUGGUCUUUUUGACAACAGUUUGAGCCAUGAAGAGAUUAAGCAUGAGUUGAUGGGGUGUGUUAAUUUUGUUGCUCCAGGACCACAUGUCUUCCUGCUGGUUGUACGGAUCGGCAGAUUUACACCAGAGGACAAAGAGACAUUAGAAAUGAUCAAGAAAAUCUUUGGGAAGAAUUCAGAAAAGUUCACCAUCGUUCUUUUAACUGGAGGAGAGUCAUUGGAGCAAGAUGGCCUCACCAUUGAAGAAUACAUUAGACGGGAAUGUGGAGAUCUUUUCAAGCAGCUGGUUGCUGACUGUGGAGGAAGGUACCAUGUUUUUAAAAAUCAGGAUGUAGACAACGGUACUCAGGUCAGAGAGCUGAUCAGAAAGAUUGACACAGUGGUGAAGGAAAAUGGGGGAAAGUAUUUUACUAAUGAGAUGCUGCAAGAGGCGGAGGCUGCCAUACAGAAGAACAUGAAGAUUAUUGCAAAUGAAACAAGUCAUGAAAUAAAGGCAAGGGUGGAAGAACUUGAAAGAAAACUGGCAGCUGAACAACAAAUGUGGAAAAUAAAGCCUGGAACGGCUAAAACAGAAAAUCUGCGACGAGGAAAAUUACAGGAGGACUGGAAGAAAAAGAUCAAGAACGAAAAUGAGCAGAAAUAUAGAGAGGAAGAAGAGAAAAGGAAGAAAGCUGAAGAAGAAAUAAAAAAGACAAAGAAUGAGCUGGUAACAGUGGAGAAAAAUAUACAAUCAGGAUUAAAAAGUCAAGUUGCUGAACGAUCCCUUGAGAUAAAGAGACAAGACCUGGAAGGAAAACUAAACCUGAUGGAGAAAGAACAGCAAGAGUCUUUGGAGAAGAAACACAGGGAAGACAAACAGAGAAAUCAGAAGGAGGAGAGCGAAAUGGAUAAUCUGACAGAGGAAUAUGGAAUAUAUGAAAACUGUGAAGAUUAUGAAGAAAUAAUUCGAAGAGAACUGGAGGAAGAGUAUCAGAGAAAACUGGAUGAGAUUAAAAAGAAAUACAUGGAAGAAGUUAGAAAAAAAGCAGAGAUGAGGCGAAAAUUCAAAGCCUUUGAUGCUAUGCUACCAAUCCUUAAACACGUUGACAAAACAUGCAAACUCAUGUAAUGAGCUUUGUGAACAAAGUGUCAGAUGUUUAGCUUCCUGUUUGUUUCCGAAUAUUUCACAGGAGUGUCAUAAUAUUUCAUCAAACAUUUUAGAUCCAAAUCUUAAUGAAACUCCGAAAUCUGGUUGAUUAAAUAGAAGAGUAGGUUCAUCAUAUGCAGACAGUUUAUUCCUCAAUGCUGCUGUUCAGGGGUUGGUUCCUGAUCAGAGGAAACUUUCUGCAUGUUCUUCUUUUGUCUCCACCUCUUACUGAUAAUAAACAUGACUUCAUUUAUUGAGUUCGGAAAAAGCUAAAGUGUCGUUUAAGAUAAACACAUGGUAAUGGUUAUACAUUAUGAGCUCUUAUAAUUACAUUAGAUUUGUUUCUUUUUAAAUGUAGAUAAAUAGAAUAUGUAAACUUUGUCAUUUCAUUGUGUUCAAGCAUUUAAUUUAUGUCUGUUCUCAGCGCAGGACGGUGAGCAAAAAGCUGUUUAUCAUGAAAGAGUUAAAUUCUCUCCCUCUGAGAAUGUGAACAAUUGAGUUUGAAAUAGACUUUACUUCUGUAUGAUAAUGUUUCUUGACUUGAUUUGUAAAGCACCCACUGUAAUCAGACCCUCAUGGCAUCACUGUGGGUGAAAUGUUUUAUGGUCGUAUCUGUAAAAAGUCCAGAGAUUGAAACAAACAAGAGAAACCAGUAUAAUGAUGAAUCAAGUGAAAUAAACACGAAUCCAAGAAUCAAUGUCCUAUGGAG
Molecule: messenger RNA, 2113 nt
Organism: Cyprinodon tularosa
Lineage: Eukaryota; Metazoa; Chordata; Actinopteri; Cyprinodontiformes; Cyprinodontidae
Product: GTPase IMAP family member 9-like
Exons: 2
Coding region: 1-1386 (461 amino acids)
Molecular function (GO): GTP binding
Source: RefSeq, a predicted model, not a curated record